AUGUCGGACGCAGCAGACGCGCAACAGGCGCCAGUCAAGCAGGAGGUGAACGCCGACCAAACCCCUGAGUUGGCCACGGCUGAUGCCAGCACCUCCUUGGACGCAGACGCUGACGGCGAAGCGGAUGCAGAGGGUGACGACGAAGACGCCAACACUUCUGCGCAGGUCAAGACCGAGGCGGAAGAUGUUGCGCAAAGCGAAGCGCAGACCACCGAACCUGCACCACAGCCUGUCAAGGCAGAAGCCACCGACGCAUCAGCACCCAAGUCGGCGCCAGCACCACAGCAAGAACCACAGAGUCAGGUACAGCCUCCGCAAGUUGAAGCUACCAGCUCACACCAGCCUCUGCAGCUCCACAAGAACAUGACGGUCGAGGAGAGGAAGCAGGUCUUCGAAGACCGCAUCCGGCUUGAGCCACGCGACGGCGAAGCCUGGCUCAACCUCAUAGAAGAAGCGCAGUCACGAGAGGACAUGGAAGCGACAAGAGCACUGUACGAGCGCUUCUUCAACAUCUUCCCGAAUCAAGCCCGCCAGUGGCUCGCCUAUCUCGAAUUAGAGCUCGCCCACGGCAACUUUGCACAAGUCGAGGCCAUCUUCACUCGCUGCUUGCGCACAACCCCAUCCGUCGACCUGUGGAAGUUCUACCUCUCAUACACACGCCGCGUCAACCCACUGCCACCAUCCACGGGCGCAGAAGAGGACCCACAGCGCGAGCAAGCGCGGAGGGUGCUUGAGGGCGCAUACGAAUUUGCACUCCGAUUCAUCGGCAACGACAAGGAUGCCGGUUCCAUCUGGACCGAUUACAUCUCGCUCAUCAAGGAGAGGGAAGCCAGAGGCGGCUGGAAAGAAGGGCAAAAGAUGGACGAUCUUCGUCGCGUAUAUCAGCGUGCGGUCAGCGUGCCCCUCUCCAACAUUGAGGCCAUCUGGAAGGACUACGAUGCGUAUGAGAACGGCCUCAACAAGCUCACCGCCAAGAAGUUCCUCGCUGAGCGCUCGCCUGCGUACAUGACAGCGCGUCGUGUGCUCAGGGACCUCAAAGCGUACACCGACCCACUCGUCAAGCCUCUGCUGCCGCGUCCACCUGUCUGGACCGCCUCGACGCUUCCAGGUGACGCCGGCGAAGAUUCUGCACAGUGGGCGCGCGAGCGUCAGCAAGUCGAAGCGUGGACAGAGUACCUCAAGUGGGAAGAGUCCAACCCCUUGCUCCUCGAGGAUCAAACCACGCUGCAGGCCCGAGUGACCAGCGCGUACCGAAAAGCGACCAUGUUCUUGCGCUUCUAUCCCGAAGUGUGGUACCUUGCGUCACGAUACCUCCUUUCGACCUCUCGCGGGGAUGAGGCCGCGACGUGGCUCAAGAACGGAAUGGAAGCAUGCACCGGUAGUUUCCUUCUCCACUUCGCCUAUGUCGAGCUGGGCGAAGCGCGGAAGCCGACCAGCGACUGCGCGGCUGUCUUUGAUGGUCUGCUCAACCACAUUCACGCUCAGAUCGAUGCACGACAGGCUAAACUGCAGCAAGACCUCAAGAACGUCGACACGGAAGCCGAGAUGGCAAAAGCACAAGCUGCUUCGCGACGCACCAACGAAGGAGAUGGCGAUGUGGACGUCGAUGGCGAGGAGCGUGAACGGGAACGCAAAGCGGGCGAGCAGGUGCAAGCGCGAAAGCAGGCCCUGCAGGCAGCGGCAAGUCCGGAGAUCGAAGGCUUGAAGGAAGCUAGCGCGCUCGUGUGGAUCAAGUUCAUGCACUUUCUUCGACGCACCGAGGGCAUCCGAGCUGCUCGUGGUGUCUUUAGUCGCGCGAGGAAGAGUCCGCACUGCACGUGGCAAAUCUUCGAGGCCAGCGCGCUGAUGGAGUAUCACUGCUCCAAAGACGCCGUUGUCGCGACCAAAGUAUUCGAGUUGGCGCUCAAGACUUUCGGCUCUGACGAAGCCUUUGUCGUCCGCUACCUCGACUUCCUCAUCUCGAUGAACGACGACAGCAACGCACGCGCGCUGUUCGAACGCGUCAUCGGCACCUUCUCCCCUGAACGAGCUCGUCCGAUCUGGGACCGAUGGUCCAAGUACGAGUACAACUUUGGCGACAGCGUUGCGAUCCAGAAGCUCGAAGCGCGCUUGGCUGAGUCGUAUCCGGACGAGCCGGCGACGAAACGGUUCGUGGCACGCAACUCGUACAUGGACCUAGACCUUGUUGGUCCGCGCGACCUUGGUUUGCAAGCCGCAAUCCCGGGUGCCAGCGCCGCCGACCGCGCGGUGGAAGCGGCCAAAGAGGGUGGCGCUGCCGACGAGGGCCCACGACGCAGAACGAUGCAGGAGAUGAAGCGGCUCGCAGCCGAGAGUCUGUCGGAUGAAACGUCGGCCCGUCCAGGAGCUUUCGCCGCCGGUCCACCCGUCAAGAAGUUCAAGCGCGACUCUGCUUCCCCUGCACCAAGCGGGUUUGGUCAGACCGCACCGCAGGCAGGACCAAGAGACGCGUGGAACGAGCUGCCAGAAAGCGUGCUCGUGUUCAUGGAGAUGCUCCCCAGCGCCCAGCUGUUCGACGGACCCGUAUUCAAGGCUGAGGACAUCAUUGAUUGUAUUAGGAGCGCCAAUGUGCCGUAUGGAAACGGGGUGACGCGGUCGGCUGGCCGAGGACGAUUCGUGCGCUGA
Messenger RNA from Kalmanozyma brasiliensis GHG001, 2643 nucleotides. Its product is annotated as Suppressor of forked. Gene Ontology annotation, cellular component: nucleus. Gene Ontology annotation, molecular function: protein binding; mRNA binding. The transcript has a single exon. The record is from RefSeq and is a predicted model, not a curated record. NCBI's taxonomy places the organism in Eukaryota, Fungi, Basidiomycota, Ustilaginomycetes, Ustilaginales. Gene Ontology annotation, biological process: mRNA 3'-end processing. Bases 1 to 2643 code for a protein of 880 amino acids.